GUAGCCUUUGAGAGUUUUAUUGCCCACAGUUCUCUUUGAAAAGACCUAGGGCUGUGUUUGUGUAUUAGCCUACAAUGAGUUUUUUAAAUGUUUCAAAAUAAGUUACAUGCUUAAAAUGGUGUAAUUUCUUAUCAAAUUUGAGUAUUCUUUAUGGAAACAAGGGAUGAGAUUACCCUGACAGGAAAUGUUCUCAAGAUUGUGUUGAUCAACUAUUUCUGUUUUCACGGGAAGUUAAGGUGGUAACUGUGCAGAAAAGUAGAAAUAAUAUAAAAAAAGAUGGAAAGUUACGAUGAAGUGAUAGCUUUCCUGGGAGAAUGGGGGUAUUACCAGUGGACUAUUUUCCUUUCCCUAAGUUGCAUUGUUAUUCCAAAUGGCUAUUCAGCUCUUUCGAUGGUGUUCCUGGCAGAUACCCCUCAACAUCACUGUCGUCUGAACAACUCUUCAAAUGUGUCUUUCAUGAAUCUAAGUUUACAGCUGCCGAUGGAGGAAAUAGAUGGACAGCAAAUAUACAGCAAGUGUUUCAGGUACCGAAUUGACAAGGACGCUGGUUUCAACGGCACAGCAGUAGAACACUGUGUGGAUGGUUGGGUGUUCAGCACAGAGAAAUACAUUUCGACGAUUGUCACUCAGUGGGAUCUAGUUUGUGACCAGAACUGGAAAGGACCAUUUACCACAUCAGUGUUUUUCAUUGGAGUGCUCUUUGGCUCAAUAAUCUCUGGACAACUUUCAGACAGGCAUGGAAGAAAGCCUAUUCUCUUUGGAGCUCUGGCCAUGCGAUCAGCCGCAGGCUUCCUGCAACUGGCCUCUCAGAGUUGGGAAAUGUUCUGCAUACUGCACUUCUUUGUUGGCCUCGGAGAUAUCUCAAGCUACAUAACAACUUUUGUUCUAGGAAUCGAAAUCCUUGGCAAGUCUGAGAGGGCUGCUUUCUCGACACUAGGCAUCUGUAUAUUUUAUGCCAUUGGCUACAUUCUUCUACCAGUCUUAGCUUAUUUAAUCAAAGAUUGGAGGAUGUUACUUCUCGCUUUGACUCUGCCGCAAAUCCUAUAUAUUCCUCUGUGGUGGAUUAUCCCUGAAUCCCCCAGAUGGUUGUUCACUCAAGGCCAAAAGGAAGAAGCUGAGGCAAUAUUGAAAGUGGCUGCCAGGAGAAAUGGAAUCACGCAUGUUGGAGCAAUAUUCGAUAGCACUUGCAUUACUGUGGGUCCCACUGAUAAGAAAAAACAUUCACAGAAUUAUUUGGACUUGAUUGCCACAACCAACAUAAAAAAUGUCACGGUCAUCUUGUUAUUGAUGUGGCUCAUCUGCACCAUUGGUUACUAUGGAUUAUCCCUCAGUACUCCAAACCUACAUGGAGACCCCUAUGUUAAUUGUUUCAUCUCUGCAGCAAGUGAAAUUGUAGUAUACGUGAUAGUCUGGUGGCUGAUACGUGCUUCACCUCGACGGAUUGUCACUGCUAUCUUGUUACUACUCAGUGGCUCCGUGCUGCUAUUCAUUCAGCUCGUUCCUCCAACUCUUCAAUUUGUGGUCACGAUAUUGGUGAUGAUUGGUAAAUCCGGUGUUACAGCAGCCUUCACAAUAAUCUACAUCUACUCAUCUGAACUGUACCCAACUGUGGUGAGGAAUAUGGGUGUUGGGGCAUGUUCCAUAGCAUCCAGAAUCAGCAAUAUCAUCUCCCCCUACUUUGGUUACAUGGUUGCCCAUAGUGGUGUUUUGCCCUUCAUUCUAAUGGGCAGUUUCAUGAUAAUAUCCGGAUUAAUAAGUUUAUUGCUGCCUGAAACUCACAACCAGCCUCUUCCAGAGACAAUUCAGCAGAUCCAGCCAAUCAAAUGCCCGACAAACAUCAAAGGAAUCAAUUUCUGCACUAAGUCACAUGAUCACGCACCUCCACAGCAGGACUAAGUUAUCCAGUGGGACGACUCACUGUUUCACCAUUCAGGUAAUUUUUUUUUUGCUUUUAUUUCACUCUUCGCAUCCUCCUUCCUCCAUCUUUGCAUAAAUAUGUUGAUGGAAGUGGCAAGAGAAAGUUAUGAAUUGAGGGGAAGAGAAAGUUAUUGUGGAUCCCUUCAAGCAGGGGUUCCCCAACCUGGGGUCUGCAGACCCCUCAGUUAAUGGUAAGGCUCUAUGGCAUUAAUAAGGUUGGGAACCUCUGGCUUCGAGGCAGAACCAGGCAAAAUCAUAAUUGAGGAAUAAUAAAAUAGUAGAGACAUUAAUAUUCUGUGUUAGCUAAAUUCAUGAUCUAAUGAGAAAUGUAAAUGUGAAAAUAGUGAAUAAGAUCAUACAAUAAAAGCUGACAGGAAUAAAUGAUUAAAUCUGCGCUAGAAUCAGGAGGUCUGGACCACUAAGCUGCAGAUGUGAUUCUGAAUUCUACUUUGGAAACUGGGGUAUUUAUUUUUAAGUUAUUAUAUCUGCGAGGAAAAAAUGUUUGCAUCAUUAAUGGUGACCAUGGGCUUCUGGAUUGUUGUUCAACUGGUUCAGUGAAGGAAAUCCAUUAUCCUUAUUAAGCCUGCUCAAGCAUGACCCCAGAGCAAGCUUUGCGGCUCCUGUCCGCUCGGCCCAGGGGUAAUUAGGGAUCAGCAAUAAGUGCUGACCUUGGCAGUGGUAUCUACAUAGAGUGGGUGAAUAGAUAAUAGCUUUUUUUAAUCUAUUGUUCUUGCUGCCCAAAUCAUAAGGAAUUAGGUGGCUGGAGAUUCAGCCACAAUUCUAAUUUACAGUUCCCUAGAGUAAAUGACAAUUCCCAUGGAUUGUUAUUUAACAAGUAUAAUCUAUUCAUGAAAGUAAGAGAGAAUAUAGUCCGGAGCAAUAUCCAUAGUAAAAUAUCAACUAUGAAGGAAGUGUUGAAAAGCACUUGGGAGUGACAGGGAAAUCACCAAUUAGGUAAAUUGAACACAAUUUUACAAAGGACUUUUCGUGUGUCUAACAAGCAGAGUGGAUAAGAGGGACCAGUGUUUCCAAUGAGAACAAUAAACAUAAUAUAAUGAGUAAUAACAAAAGAGCAGAUCUGAAAAAUUGGACUAACGGUUUAAAUUUGUGUCGUAUUAUUACUAUAAUGCGAGGACUGGGCCUCUAAACUGCAGUAUCACCUAGCAGGGGUUGGCCUGCAGGGUGAGCAUCAGGGCUGGUUGAGAGAACAUCUUGGUGGGCUGGGAGGUGUGGACUAUAUACUGUACAUGCAUAUUCUGCAUUGCCAUAAUUUUACUAAUAUCCUAUAUGCGCUUGUAUAUUUAAAGACUGGGCCUCAAAGCCAUGGAUUCGCCUUGUGGGAGUUGGAUGUCAGGGUGAGGAUUGGACCUCAAAACCAUGGUAUCGCUUAACAGGUGUUGGGUUGGGUCGGCAAAUGAUAUGGGUGGGCUGGGGAUUCUGGGCAAUGUACAAACGCUGUGCUGGUGUAUUUACCUGAUAUGCUAUAUGGGUUUGUUGACUUGUAUGUUCAAGGACUGGGCAUCCAGCCAUUGUGUCUCUGAGGAAGGGAGAUCGGGACACUUUUAUUCCAGAAUGUGUUCUUGUGAAUGACUGUUGGUAAUGUGUUUUAGCACCUUGACCUGUGCUAACGCUGUCUCAAAUUCAUGAGUAUUCAGGUAUGGUUGAAUGACAAUUAAACUGGAUUGAAUUGAAUUGUCUUAUUUUGCUCUUUACAGCUCUUGAGGCCAACCUCAGCACUGCUCUCAAGGUGACAAGCAGGGGAUAGCUGAAAGCAAUUCAGCAUGACUCGCUCUGUGAUGCACAUGAAUGCAAAAUAACUGUGAGACAGCACAAGCAUGCAAACUGUAGAAAAGAUUAUCAAUCUGUUAAGUGAAAUGGUAAAGGAUUUUAUUAACAACCCAUUUGUUCUUUUAGUUAUACAGACAAAAUGCUGGAGGAACUCAGCAGGCCAGGCAGCAUCUGUGGAAAGCAAUAACAGAGGGUGAGGGGGGAGGAGAGGAAGAAGUACAAGAUAGUAGGUGACAGGUGAGACGGAGAGAGAGGGAGGUGAAGUAAAGAGCUGGGAAGUUGAUUGGUGAAAGAAAUAAAGGGAUGGAGAAGAGGGAAUCUGAAAGGAGAGGUCAAAAGACCAUGGAAGACCAGGGGGGAAGCCCCAGAGGGAGUUGAUAGACAGGUAAGGAGAGAGAGAGAAAUGGAAAUGGUGUAUGGUGAAGCAGGGGGAGGGCAAUUACCAGAAGUUUGAGAAAUUGAUGUUCAUGCCAUCAGGUUGGAGACUACACAGACGGAAUAUAAUGUGUUGCUCCCCUAACCUGAGAGGAGGCCAUGGACGGACCUUUUAUUCCAUCUGGGAAAUCUCCAACUUCCCUCUGGUCUCCUCCUCCUUUCCGUUCUUCCAUGGUCUUCUGCUUCUAUCAAAUUCCCCCUUCUCCAGCCCUUUACCUCUUUCACUAAUCAACUUCUCCGCUCUUUACUUCACCCUUCUCCCUCUCCCGGCUUCACCUAUCACCUACUAUCUUGUACUUCUUCCUCCUCUCCCCCCUCACCAUCUUCUUCCUCUGACUUCUCAUCUCUUUUUUCCCAACAUGAUGAAAGUUCUCAGCCUGAAAUGUCAACUGUUUACUCUUUUCCAUUAAUACUGCAUGACUUGAUGAGCUCCUCCAGCAUUUUGUGUAUAUUACUUUGAUUUCCAGCUUUUGCAGAUUUUCUCUUAUUUGUUCUUACAGGUAAUUCAUGUGAUCUAUUUUCAAAUUGUAUGAUGCAGGCCAGCUUAUAUUUCAAAAAUUUAAACUUAGGCACGUGAAUAUGGUAAAAAUGCUAUUGAGUUGAGUGGUGGAUGGAAGCCAUAGGAAAACAUUUGUUUUGUAUCUUCCAGUUAUUUAAUACUUUCAAUUCAAAAAGAGGAUUUGAAAAUAAAAGUAAAGGUAACUGGUCUUGGUAAGACCAUAUCGGGAAAAUUUUGUAUAAGUCUUGUUCUCUACCUAGUAAACAAUAUAGUUACGAUCAAAGAAGUGCAGUGAAGAUUCACUGGAUUGAUUUCUGGGAUGGCAUGCUUGUUGAAAGAGGAAAGAUAAGACUGUGGUCCUAACUUGGAGAUACAAUAGACAAUAGACAGCAGGUGCAGGAGUAGGCCAUUUGGCCCUUCUAGCCAGCACCACCAUUCACUGUGAUCAUUGGCUGAUCAUACACAAUCAGUACCCCGUUCCUGCCCUCUCUCCAUAUCCCUUGACCCCGCUAUCUAUAAGAGCUCUGUCUAACUCUCUCUUGAAUGCAUCCAGAGACUUAGCCUCCACUGCCUUCUGGGGCAGAACAUUCCACAUAUCCACCACUCUCUGGGUGAAAAAGUUUUUCCGCAUCUCUGUUCUAAAUGGCCUACCCCUUAUUCUUAAACUGUGGCCUCUAGUUCUGGACUCACCCAUCAGCGGGAGCAUGUUUCCUGCCUCUAGUGUGUCCAAUCCCUUAAUAAUCUUAUAUGUCUGAAUCAGAUCCCCUCUCAUCCUUCUAAAUUCCAGUGUAUACAAGCCCAGUCGCUCCAAUCUUUCAACAUAUGACAGUCCCGCCAUUCCAGGAAUUAACCUUGUGAACCUAUGCUGCACUCCCUCAAUAGUAAGAAUGUCCUUCCUCAAAUUUGGAGACCAAAACUGCACACAAUACUCCAGGUGGGGUCUCACCAGGGCCCUGUACAGCUGCAGAAAGACCUCUUUACUCCUAUACUCAAUUCCUCUUGUUAUAAAAACCAGUAUGCCAUUAGCUUUCUUCACUGCCUGCUGUACCUGCAUGCUUGCUUUCAUUGACUGAUGUACAAGAACACCUAGAUCUCGUUGUACUUCCCCUUUUCCUAACUUGACUCCAUUUAGAUAGUAAUCUGCCUUCCUGUUCUUGCCACCAAAGUGGAUAACCUCACAUUUAUCCACAUUAAACUGCAUCUGCCAUACAUUUGCCCACUCACCCAACCUGUCCAAGUCACCCUGCAUUCUCAUAACAUCCUCCUGACAUUUCACACUGCCACCCAGCUUUGUGUCAUCAGCAGAUUUGCUAAUGUUACUUUUAAUCCCUUCAUCUAAAUCAUUAAUGUAUAUUGUAAGCUGCGGUCCCAGCACCGAACCUUGUGGUACCCCACUGAUCACAGCCUGCCAUUCCGAAAGGGACCCGUUAAUCACUACUCUUUGUUUCCUGUCAGCCAGCCAAUUUUCAAUCCAUGUCAGUACUCUGCCCCCAAUACCAUGUGCCCUAAUUUUGCCCACUAAUCUCCUAUGUGGGACUUUAUCAAAAGCUUUCUGGAAGUCCAGGUACACUACAUCCACUGGCUCUCCCUUGUCCAUUUUCAUAGUUACAUCCUCAAAAAACUCCAGAAGAUUAGUCAAGCAUGAUUUUCCCUUCAUAAAUCCAUGCUGACUCGGACUGAUCCUCCUACUGCUAUCCAAAUGUGUCGUAAUUUCCUCUUUUAUAAUUGACUGCAGCAUCCUUCCCACCACUGACGUCAGGCUAACUGGUCUAUAGUUCCCUGUUUUCUCUCUCCCUCCUUUCUUGAAAAGUGGGACAACAUUAGCCGCCCUCCAAUCAGCAGGAAAAGUUCCUGAAUCUAUAGAACAUUGGAAAAUGAUUAUCAAUGCGUCCACGAUUUCUAGAGCCACCUCUUUAAGUACCCUGGGAUGCAGACCAUCAGGUCCUGGGGACUUAUCAGCCUUCAGACUCAACAGUCUAUCCAACACCGUUUCUUGUCUAAUAUAAAUUUCCUUCAGUUCAUCCUUUACCCUAGUUCCUUUGGCCACUAUUACAUCUGGGAGAUUGUUUGUGUCUUCCCUAGUGAAGACAGAUCCAAAGUACCUGUUUACAUACGAACACCUGAAUUAAGACUACUCCGCCCCAUUGAGCCUACUCCAUUCACUCAAGAGACUUCAAUGUUCCCUCUAAUUAUUUUUACAGUUGCAUAUUCCAACUAUUGCUCCAAACGGAAUUUUUACACGGCUUGAAAACUGUGGUGUUUUAAUUUUUUUUUUGUAAUAUGCAUACUGUGGUAAUUAGAAUGAAGAUUUAAAAAUCA
Molecule: messenger RNA, 6958 nt
Organism: Hypanus sabinus (Atlantic stingray)
Lineage: Eukaryota; Metazoa; Chordata; Chondrichthyes; Myliobatiformes; Dasyatidae
Product: organic cation/carnitine transporter 2-like
Exons: 10
Coding region: 277-1896 (539 amino acids)
Biological process (GO): transmembrane transport
Cellular component (GO): membrane
Molecular function (GO): transmembrane transporter activity
Source: RefSeq, a predicted model, not a curated record